AUGGGAUACCUCCUGCCCAUACCUCCUAUUGAAUAUGGCCUGGGACACACAGAUUACAAAUAUCUGCGCUGGCAGGUGAUCGACACACCCGGUAUUCUGGAUCAUCCACUGGAGGAGCGCAACGUUAUCGAAAUGCAGGCCAUCACAGCGCUGGCUCAUCUGCGCGCCUGUGUACUGUACUUCAUGGACAUAUCCGAGCAGUGCGGCCAUUCGCUGGAGGAACAGGUCAAGCUCUUCGAGAGCAUCAAGCCUCUGUUCACCAACAAGCCUUUGAUCUUGGCCAUUAACAAGAUUGACAUUCUGACGCCGGAGGAUUUGCCGGAGGAGAGGAGACAAAUCAUCACCAAACUGCAGGAGGAUAAGAGCGUGCCCGUCAUGUUGAUGUCGACGGUCCAGGAGACUGGCGUUAUGGAAGUGAAAACAGAGGCUUGCGAGCGCCUGCUGUCAUACCGCGUGGACCAAAAGAUGCGCACAAAGAAGGUCGAUAACAUCCUCAACCGCCUGCACGUAGCAAUGCCGGCGCCGCGCGAUGAAAAGGUUCGUGCUCCAUGCAUCCCAGAACAGGCUCUGACCCGCCUCCAACAAAACGCUGCCAAGGCGGAGCGCAAGAAGAAAUUGGAGAAGGAGAUCGAGGAGGAGAUGGGCGACGACUACACGCUGGACCUCAAGAAGAACUACAGCGAGAUUCCCGAGGAGGAGCGCUACGACGUUAUCCCAGAGUUCUGGGAGGGUCGCAACAUUGCCGACUACAUCGAUCCCGAUAUCUUCGAGAAGCUGGAGGAACUGGAACGCGAAGAGGGACUGCGGGAGUCCAGCGGCGUGUAUACAUUGCCCGAUAUGUCCAUGGACGAAACGCUCAAGGAGAUCCGCGAGAUGGCCAAGCAGAUCCGAGGCAAGCGCUUCGAGCUGCGCGACGAGAAGCGUCUGUCCUCCAGGAAGAACAAGCCGGUUAUUCCGCGUCACAAGCAGCCCAAGGUCCGCGACCGUUCCGUCAACAAACUGGUGGAGACGAUGGAGGGUCUUGGCGUGGACAUGUCUGGCAGCGAGACCGCCAACUUCACCAAGUCUGUGGUGGAUCUGCGUCGUGGCCAGGUGGCCGUCGGCUCAAAGAAACUGCCCAAGCAGAUACUGCUCGACAAGGAGUCCUCCGCGGUUGUCAAGAAGACUGGCCAGCCACUGAAGCGUGCGCCUGCCCGCGACACCCUGGGCAUCAAGAAUGUGGCCAUCCGCAAGAAGGCGCAACAAAUGGCCAAGCGCGACAUUGCCAAGAAGGUGACAAAGAUGGGUCUCAAGGGCGAGGCGGAUCGUUUCAUCGGCACCAAGAUGCCCAAGCAUUUGUAUUCCGGCAAGCGCGGUACGGGCAAGACGGAUCGUCGUUAAUCUGUA
Messenger RNA from Drosophila bipectinata, 1386 nucleotides. Its product is annotated as nucleolar GTP-binding protein 1-like. Lineage: Eukaryota; Metazoa; Arthropoda; Insecta; Diptera; Drosophilidae. Gene Ontology annotation, molecular function: GTPase activity; RNA binding; GTP binding. Gene Ontology annotation, biological process: ribosomal large subunit biogenesis. Gene Ontology annotation, cellular component: nucleolus. The record is from RefSeq and is a predicted model, not a curated record.